AUGGCGCCGGCUUCGGCUCCGGCUCCGGCGUUGGACGUCGAGGGCGAGGUCGGCGGCGGCAACAGCCAGAACGCGCUGAAGUCCGAAGCCGACGGGGAGCGUUCCGUCGCUCCCAAGACGGGAGGCGGUUCUGUGCCUGGUGAAUUCCGCUCAGAUGACCCGGCCACAGAUGUCUGUGAGGACGCUAUCGACUCCUCAGAUGUCCCUGCCCUGGCUUUGGAUGUGAACGGCGAGGGCGGCGGGGCCAAGGAGAAUCUGGGCAAGGUGCGGGUGAAAUCCGAGCCAGAGCACUUUGAGGGCGAAGGCGCCGUUCUCGCCCCUUGCACCGGGCCUGCGGGUGCCAAUUUUGUGGGGAUAGCUUCCUCCUCCUCCUAUAAACUGCCUGUGGCAAGUCCGGAGGACUCGACUGACGAGCGAGGAGGGGAUAGCACAGAGUGCUCGAGCUCGUUCGCAGACUCUGGUGAUGAGGCAGGCAAUGGUGACCUGGAAGUGAAUUCUCCCUUUUCAGUUCAUGCUAAUGGCGGUCAAACCUCCGCGAUGCCCAGGAAUCGUGGGAUCACAACGCUGGACGUGAAUCGGAAAUAUCUAGUCGUACGCAGAGCAAUUUCGCAGGGUAAAAGAUCAUCAGGGAGGCUGGUGGCCACCCCAGUUCCAUUAAUCAUGAAACCACCAAAUCCAUACAGGUCUAAAAAUCAGGAAAAUUACAGCAGGAUCAUCAGCCCGCAAAAGCCCAAACUAUACAGCAAGACCAGAGAAACUUCUGCAACAGCCUCAUCUCGGAACUUGGUCUUCUUCAACGGAGACUGGGUUGGCGAUGGCGCAGGUUCCAGAGGACUGCAAGGGCUAAGCAUGGCCAUCUUCAGAGCACACUGCGGAUCCUGCCUGGGAGGGGAAGACAGUAGUUCACCAAGUGGCAGGUCAAGGCUGCGAUCAAUUGCAUCUGACAGAGAAAGCUUGCUAAGGAGCGCUGAAUUCAGAAGGAAAAAGGUAACUGCCGAGUGGAGGAAUGCGGUCCGCCCAAUGCUGUGGAGAUGUGAGUGGUUAGAGCUGCGCAUGAAGGAUCUUUUAUCUCAAGUAUCAAAGUAUGACAGCCAGCUUGCUCUCAUCGAGCAGGAAAAAGAGUUGCAGAGAGCAACAAGCAAGACAAAUGGUUGUAGGCAAGAAUCUGGGAAGAACUGCAGAGACCAUGAAACUAUUAGCAUGGAGAGGAGAAAGCGCAAAAGACAUGAAGACACCGUGGACACAUCAUUGUACCUCAAGAAGCACAAGAUAUUAUCAUACUUCUUUGAUAAACAAAACAAGGGAGCUGACGCAGAUGGCCUCUUAAUUGAUGAUGAUAGUCAUGGUCAAGAUUUCAGUGCUCUGCAACCAGCAGACAUCUGUGGAACUCAUUUUGCUAGGUGCAUGCUUACUGUAAGAAAGCUGACAGACCUACUGGCGCCUUGUUCAUACACUAGUCCUAAUGCAGUUGGGGAUGAUACUAGACGCCGCCUCGAAAUUGUUGGUUUGCCUGCGUCCAAGGAAUAUGAUAUGGCUUCCAACCAAUUUGUGUUACAAAAAGUUCUCAUGAAAAUUGGUGGUAUCCAGUCUCGAGUUCAUCGUCUACAAGAGCGUCUCAGCAAGGCUCGCUCUAAACAAGCAAAGCUGGCAUCUUUCAUGGAUCAUGACCAGGUCAAGGUGGCUGAGAAGAGGCAAAGGAUACAAAAACGUGCAUUCUCUCCUGAGAAUGAUCGAUAUGCUAAGCCACAGAAAAAGAAGAAGCUAAACAUUUUGCUGGAGCAGGAGGAUAGACCAACUCUGUCAGUAAAUCCCACAUUGUCUGAGAGGGCAACUGAUUGUUUAAUAGAAGAUCCACAGGGUAAUAGUGAAGAAAAAGCUCUAGAGAGGAGCCAGGCACAUAAGAAAGACAUCACAGCGGAUCUACUUCUAGCUGUUGAAAGUUCCUUACCAAAUGGUCAUUUGGGAGAUUUGUGCAAAGAAAACACUGAUGAUAUCCUCAUAGACAACCAAGGGGCCAAAGAUGGGUAUCAGCCGUUUGAGAACACCAAGCAUCCCCCUGAGGAACCACCUGUGCUUAUUGAGAAUGUUGCUAAAACUGCUCCAUCGAAAGUUGGGAAUACCUCUGAACCAGUGGAAGCCGAGAAAAGUUUGGUCCCACUGGUUAAGCAAGAAGUAACUAUUGGAAAACUGCCAGUUUUGAAGCAUGUCUACUCUGGAAAGAAACGUGGAAGGACACCCAAGACAGAAGAUAUGGACUCUGCAGCUGCAUCCAAGAACCACAAUAAAGAGGCCUCCGAAACACCUUCUGCAAAGCAGAAAGCUGAGACAACACCCUGCGCUGAAAACGAGAACGCUGGCUCAAAGAAGCAGAAAACAGUGGACAUUCGGUCUCCUUCAAAUAAGUCAAACUCUGGGAAUUCUUGUUCAGCUGCAGAGAAGCUGAAAAUUGGAAACUCAUCCUCAGCUGCAAAGGCGCAGAAAUCUGGAAGCUCAUCCUCAUCCGCAAAGGCUCCAAAAACAGGAAACUCAUCCUCAGAUGGAAAUAAGCAGGCAGCUGGAAACUCAUCAUCAGCUGCGAAGAAGCCAAAAAUGGGGAACUCAUCCUCGGAUGGAAAGAAGCAGGCAGCUGGAAACUCAUUCACAGCUGCGAAGCCAAAAACAGGAAAGUCAUCUCCAGAUGGAAAGAAGCAGGCAGCUGGAAACUCGUCCGCACCUGCAAGGACGGAGAUGAGUGAAAACAUCCACACCAAUCUUAGGAUUGAGAAGGCUAUCUUGGUGGAGGUGAACAGCAGGAGGAGUCAAAGGGUGGGUUAUCUCUCUUAUCGCAUACAGCUGAAGAAGUUCAGCCUUUUUGCUGUGGGAGAUUCUAAAGAGCUAAAACUUUGUGGGAAGAAGUUUUUGAAAAUCCUAGCACCUGCUGUUUCUGCUUUUCUCUGCACCUUGGAGUUUAUUUCUGAAAAUGAAGAGAAGGCUGGCAAGGUUUUGACAUGUCUCCUUCCUUACUUUCAGUUUGAGAGUAUCAGCUCGGACAUCUCUGGUUUCACGGAUCAUCAAAACUGCUGA
Messenger RNA from Triticum turgidum subsp. durum (durum wheat), 3063 nucleotides. NCBI's taxonomy places the organism in Eukaryota, Viridiplantae, Streptophyta, Magnoliopsida, Poales, Poaceae. The record is from the annotation of a GenBank genome assembly.